Messenger RNA from Paramormyrops kingsleyae, 1254 nucleotides. RefSeq names its product BUD31 homolog (gene bud31). Gene Ontology annotation, cellular component: nucleus; spliceosomal complex. The record is from RefSeq and is a predicted model, not a curated record. Lineage: Eukaryota; Metazoa; Chordata; Actinopteri; Osteoglossiformes; Mormyridae. Gene Ontology annotation, biological process: mRNA splicing, via spliceosome.
CCGCCGCUCGCUGGGUGACGUCAUUUAUAGUUGACAAAAGUAAAGGCUAGCUAGCAUUCAGACGUCUUCGCAGCCUUCUUUGUGUUUAACAUUUUGACUUUUACUUAAAUCAAUGCCAAAGGUUAAAAGGAGCCGAAAACCCCCUCCAGAUGGAUGGGAACUAAUUGAACCCACUUUGGAUGAACUUGACCAGAAAAUGAGAGAAGCGGAAACAGAGCCACAUGAAGGCAAGCGAAAAGUUGAGUCACUCUGGCCAAUAUUCCGGCUUCAUCACCAGCGAAGCCGUUAUAUUUUCGACUUGUUCUACAAACGAAAGGCCAUAAGCAGAGAGUUGUACGAAUAUUGCAUUAAGGAAGGAUAUGCAGACAAGAACCUCAUUGCGAAAUGGAAGAAGCAGGGCUAUGAGAAUUUGUGUUGCCUGCGGUGCAUUCAGACCCGAGACACGAACUUCGGAACAAAUUGCAUCUGCAGAGUUCCGAAAAGCAAGCUUGAAGUGGGAAGGAUUAUCGAGUGCACCCACUGUGGAUGCAGGGGAUGUUCUGGUUGAAUUUUGUACUUUUUGAAGAAGAAAAAAAAAAAAAAGAAACGGAACUCAUAAUACACCUCCACGCUUUGGAGAUGCCCUGACCGUACACUCUACCAUUCCAAAUCUCUAGCUUACGCUGAGAUGGUCAUAUGGGCAUUUUAAUCUCCAUUUGAGUGUGGAUGCUGUUAAACUCAUUGCUGUAUACCUUGUGUGUGCUUUUUAUUUUAAAUAAAAUGACUUCUAUAAACAUGCUUUUUGUUUAAAAGAAAAUGGAAGGUUGAUUCUGCAUGAAAUUGGAGCUAGGUAUAUAAGUACAUAAUGUUUAGAGUCUCAAUACUGGUGACGUUGUGCAUUCAGCCAUGGAAAAUUGAUUUAUUUGUUCAAAUAGGUCAUCAUGACAACUGAGGAGCAACAGCUUCCAGUUUACAAUUGUAUUGAUUUUCUUCAUAUGGCAUCAUGUACUGGACAAAAAAAGCCUCAAAAUAUUAAAUGAUCCCCACGUGUCUAAAUUAUCUGCAAAUGAAAUGAGAAAUGUGAAGUACCCUUGUUUUAGAGGAAUGAACAAGGGCUCUUCAUGAACUGUUACAGUGUUAAUUCUCCUUGAUUUGUUUUUGCAAAUGACAAAAUGCAGGAUCAUCAGCAUGAUGAGAAUCAACACAAUGGGCAUUAGGAGGUUGUAGCGUUUUGAAUUUUAUAUUAAAUAAAUGUGAUUUGGGGAUUUAAAUGAA